Messenger RNA from Helianthus annuus (common sunflower), 2650 nucleotides. RefSeq lists its product as uncharacterized. Gene Ontology annotation, molecular function: ATP binding; transmembrane receptor protein tyrosine kinase activity. The record is from RefSeq and is a predicted model, not a curated record. Gene Ontology annotation, cellular component: plasma membrane; plasmodesma. Lineage: Eukaryota; Viridiplantae; Streptophyta; Magnoliopsida; Asterales; Asteraceae. Gene Ontology annotation, biological process: protein autophosphorylation. Bases 248 to 2452 code for a protein of 734 amino acids. The transcript is spliced from 7 exons.
GUUCUGUCGGCAAGUUGCUAUUUAACUGAGCUCAAUUCUUUAUCUUGCUGGAGAGAGAUUGGGAUUUAGACAGCCUUCACACUUUGGAAAACUACAUAGCCGUUGACGCUCCACCUCCCCACAGCCAUCCGCUGCUCACUGAGUCAAUUCUCUCCUUUAAUCUGUCUAUUAGCUUCUCAUGUGUCGGGUCGGUGCUUACUUGGAACACAUUCUUUGAUUUUUCUUAUUAUUACUUGACCAAAAAAUAAUGGAGUCCUUCGUCAAGGAGUUUGAGCAUCUUAAAAUCCCACUUGAAGAGAUAAAAUCAGCCACUGACGACUUUGAUAAAACCAAAGUCAUUGGAGGUGGUGGUUUCGGGCUGGUGUAUAGAGGAGAACUGUCUCACUUUAAGGGGUAUGGCAUGGUUGCCAUUAAGCGUCUGGAUCGUAAGUCUUUACAGGGAUACCCUGAGUUCUGGGACGAGAUCGCGGUACUUGCCCUUCACACGCAUGAAAAACUCAUCACACUUUUGGGAUUUUGCAUUGAGAGUGGUGAAAUGAUCCUUGUCUACAAGUAUGCUUUUAAUAAAAGCCUUGAACGCCAUUUAAGUUCCCCUGGUUUUACAUGGAGACAACGUCUCAAGAUAUGCCUUGAUGCUGCAAUGGGACUAAGUUACCUACAUGAUGCCAGGGGCACUAAAGAAACAAUUAUCCACACUGAUAUAAAGAGUUCCAACAUCCUACUCGAUGCAGAUUUGAAUGCUAUAGUUUCCGACUUGGGACUGUCAAAGACAAUACCUGCUAAUUGGCGGCAGACAGGUCUUGUCACCAACCCUGCUGGAACCCAUGGGUAUUGUGAUCCAAUGUUUGAAGAGACAUGCAUCCUAACGAAAGAGUCUGACGUGUACUCUUUUGGCGUGGUAUUAUUGGAAGUGUUAUGUGGGAAAUUAUGCUAUGAAUGUAGCAAUGGUAAAAUUAAGAUUUUUGUGCCUGUGUGGAAAGAAAGUUAUGGACAGAAUAAGCUACAAGAGAUUAUCUUUGAUGCUCUAAAACAACAGAUGGAUCAAUAUUCUUUGAAAACAUAUUCAGACAUCGCAUUUAAAUGUCUGCAUAGAUCUCGGGAAGAACGGCCAACGAUGCCACAUGUUGUGGAAGAACUUGAGACUGCACUUGCAUAUCAGGAGCUUUAUGAAAGAGCGAAGCUGCCAAAGGACUACACAAAGAUGCUUUUGACUGCUGCAGGUCCUCUGAACGAUAUGUCUGAAAGCGAACUGAAGAUGCUUCUCCUUAAAGGGAUCCUCAUCGACAGUGGCAAAACGUGGUUUUCGCGUAAUAUAAACGGAGAUCAUUGUGAAAUGAUAUCUAUAGCAGCAUGUUUAACUUCAACUGCAAAUGAAUUUCAGCAUUAUAUAACCUCGCCUGAAUAUAGUUCAAGAUUUGCGGUGGGCUGCUAUGAGCCAUCUGGAGCAAAAUUCAAAACACAUGUCAGAACUCAAUUCUUGUCGCCACAAAUCACGUACACCGUCAACCUUGUGUUCAAAAUCAAGAAGAAUAAAAAACAAGGUAUAGUCAUUGAACACAAAUUAGAAGGGGAGAAAGCAACAUCGUAUUCAUUCCUAUCAGGUGAGAGAGAAGAUGGAUGGCUGACGGCUGAAUUGUAUCGGUUUACUAGUGAGCAGAGUACUGUUGAUCUUGAAAUUAUGUUUUACACCAAGUAUUGUCCGAAUUUACUAGUAGAAGGCAUCGAGUUUCAGCCCGAGAAAAAUGUUCACAUGCAACCCAUAUCAAACAAAGAGAUAUAUUGGAAACAAAAAUUGCCAAAGGAUUAUGAAGACAUAAUCAAGUGGUCAAAAGAUAGUGUACGAUGGGAAAACACAAAGGAUUUGUACUAUAUUUUUUGCAGGGGAUUUCUAAUCAAUUAUGGCGAAGAGUGGUUUUCUCUGGACAAAGAUGGGAAGAAAUGUCUUAUGCUAUCAGCAAGAGCAGCUUUGCAAGAAGACAAAUGGAAUUGGAUCUCUCUAGCUGAAACAAGAUUUGAAGAAGUGGCUGAUUACUGUAAUCUUCGAAAUUUUGGUAUUUUUUGCAAGUUCAGAUCCAAAUUACUGUCACCUCAAACAACAUACGGAACUUAUCUUGUCUACAAAUUACCAGAGGGCUACAAAAUUGCUAAGCCGCCUCCUGUGCAAGUGGUUGAUAAAGAUUCACAUUCGAAAGAAGUUCACAAUAUAUUUUUACGAACUCCUCAAAGCCCAUUUAUCAGCUGUAAUGUUAAGAAUAAAGCCUUCUGCCCAUCGAAUAUACCCCAAAUGAAAGGCCUUCCAAAACAGCGGAGCGAUGGUUGGAUGGAAGUACAAGUACAUGAAUUUCAAACACGUGAUACCAUCAAAAUGAUUUCCACGCGUCUUAAGUUCUCCAGUUACGACAUGGGGCUUGAAGGAAUUACUGUGCAAUGCCUUGAGUUUAGACCGGUAUAGAUUCAUGAUUGGGAAAGAACCCACCAUGAUGAGUUUAUUUUUAUUUUGGUUUCUUUAACAUUAAGCAUGUUUAUAAUAUCAUGCUAUAUAUGUUUCACUCUCCUGGAGUCCUCUUAAAGGAACGUUGGUUAGAUGCAGUGGCGGACCCAUGAUUUUUUUUUCAGUGUUCAAUUUUUCAUAACAAAACGUUUAAAUUUU